Messenger RNA from Scutellospora calospora, 591 nucleotides. The record is from the annotation of a GenBank genome assembly. Lineage: Eukaryota; Fungi; Glomeromycota; Glomeromycetes; Diversisporales; Gigasporaceae.
GGUAUGGCCGUCCCUGUACCAAGUUUAACACCUGCUAUCGUUCCUAUUAGCUGUGUUAUCCUUGUUAUAUUAUUUCUAUUACAACAAUUUGGCACAGACAAGGUUGGAAAUUUAUUCGCUCCAAUUGUCUCUCUUUGGUUUAUUGCUAUCGCUUCUGUUGGCAUUUGGAACAUUUCCCAAUAUCCUGAAAUUUUGAAAGCCUACAAUCCCUAUUAUGCUUUUGACUAUUUUAUUAGAAAAAAAGAUUCUGGGUUUACUGAUCUUGGUGGCGUUCUAUUGGCAAUUACUGGUGUUGAAGCUUUAUUUGCGGACUUAGGACAUUUUAAUCAAAAAGCCAUUCAAAUCUCCUUUCCAUGUUUUGUUUAUAUUCCUUUAGUCUUGGUUUAUACUGGCCAAGCCGCACGUUUGGUUUUAGACCCCAACGUAAUUGUAAAUACUUUUUGGUUAACUACUCCUUCCAACCUUGGAAUUUAUUGGACUGUAUUUGUUUUAGCUAUUUUGGCUACGAUUAUCGCCUCUCAGGCUAUGAUAUCUGCUACUUUUUCUUUAAUUCACCAAUCAAUGCAAUUAGAUUGCUUUCCAAAUGUCAAG